Molecule: messenger RNA, 1179 nt
Organism: Striga asiatica
Lineage: Eukaryota; Viridiplantae; Streptophyta; Magnoliopsida; Lamiales; Orobanchaceae
Source: the annotation of a GenBank genome assembly
AUGUGGAGAAAGAAUUCGGCUAUCUUAUUUGUCACGGCGGCCGCCAUUUUGGCGGCUUUUGUCGGCAAAGGCUCGGCUGCCGGAGAUGAACAUUUUAUAGGUACAAAGGGCAGUCAAUUUGUGGUCAACGGGCGGCCGUUUUAUUUCAAUGGCUUCAACUCGUAUUGGCUAAUGUAUAUGGCGGCGGACCCCACGACUCGGGAAAAGGGUUUGGAUUUCGUGGUGUCGGAGGCGAAAAAGCACGGGAUUUAUUUGAUAUUGAGCUUGGUGAACAAUUGGGAAGGUUUUGGAGGGAAAAAGCAGUAUGUUCAAUGGGCUAGAGAUCAAGGCCAGCAAGUGAACAACGAGGAUGAGUUUUUCACUAAUCCUAUAGUUAAAGGGUACUACAAAAAUCAUGUUGAGGCCGUGCUAACAAGAAACAACUCAUUUACUGGGGUAGCCUAUAAAGAUGAUGCCACCAUAUUAGGUUGGGAGCUCAUGAACGAGCCUCGUUGCCAAUCUGACCUCUCUGGAAAAUCCAUUCAAGAUUGGGUAGUAGAAAUGGCGGCCCACGUAAAAUCAAUCGACCCGAACCAUCUCGUCGAGAUCGGGAUGGAAGGAUUCUACGGCGAGUCGACACCCGAAAAGAAACAAAACAAUCCCGGCUUCCAAGUUGGCACCGACUUCAUCUCGAACAACCUUGUCCCGGAUAUCGACUUCACCACAAUCCACAUCUACCCCGACCAAUGGAUGCCGAGCUCGAGUGAUGACGAGCAAGACGAGUUUGUGGAAAAGUGGGUCAAAUCGCACGUAGAUGACUCGAAGUUGGUGCUCGAGAAGCCGCUACUAGUAACGGAGUUCGGGAAGUCGUCGAGAUCGUCGGGCUACGAUGUGGGAGUGAGGGAUAGGUAUUUCGGGAGCGUUUUUAACGACGUGUUUGGGUGCGCGCGGGACGAGGGCCCGUGCGGUGGGGCGCUAUUUUGGCAAGUGAUGGCUAAGGGGAUGGAGAAUUGGAGUGAUGGGUACGAGGUUGUCUUGGAACAAAGCCCGUCCACCGCUGCGGUUGUUUACCAGCAGUCGCGUCAAAUUUCUUCUCUCAAUUGAGCGAUUUUAUAUGAAUGAAGUAGUGUUGUUUCCCAUUGUUAAUUAAUGUGGGCCUUGAUGAUUAAUUUAAUUGAGAAUUCAUCAAUUUGGGUAAUG